This is a messenger RNA of Chelmon rostratus (copperband butterflyfish), 1690 nucleotides long. It is a transcript of the gene hsd3b7, whose product is annotated as hydroxy-delta-5-steroid dehydrogenase, 3 beta- and steroid delta-isomerase. Gene Ontology annotation, biological process: steroid biosynthetic process. The coding region runs from base 15 to 1160 and encodes 381 amino acids. Lineage: Eukaryota; Metazoa; Chordata; Actinopteri; Chaetodontiformes; Chaetodontidae. The record is from RefSeq and is a predicted model, not a curated record. The transcript is spliced from 6 exons. Gene Ontology annotation, molecular function: 3-beta-hydroxy-Delta5-steroid dehydrogenase (NAD+) activity.
CAAGUGGCGGGUUCAUGACCGUAAGUUCAGCAGACUCAGCGGGACCACAGCAUCACAGAAUGAGUGAAAACCAGCAGGGUCUCGUUUAUGUCAUCACCGGAGGUUCCGGUUUUCUCGGCAGGCACCUGCUGAGGCUUUUGCUGGAGAAGGAGGACAAACUGGUUGAGGUCCGUGUGUUUGACAAACAUACAGACUCAAGUUUAAGUGAGCUCAGCACAGAGCAGACAAAGGUGGUGGUCAUCCAGGGGGACAUCACGGACUACAGCAGCGUGCUGGAGGCCUGCCGUGGGGCCGAUGUCGUCGUCCAUACAGCCAGCUUGGUGGACGUUUGGCACAGAGUCCCAGAGACCCUCAUCUACUCUGUCAACGUCACAGGAACGGAGAAUGUGAUCAAUGCCUGUGUGGAGUGUGGCAUCCAGUCCCUGGUCUACACCAGCAGCAUGGAAGUGAUCGGCCCCAACAUCAGUGGAGACCCUUUUAUCAGGGGCAAUGAAGACACACCUUACCCUGUGAAACACUCGAUGGCCUAUCCUAAGAGCAAGGCAAAGGCAGAGCAAAUUGUGCUCGAAGCAAAUGGCACCAAGGUGAAAGGUGGAAAGUGUCUGCACACAUGCUCUCUGAGGCCGACAGGGAUCUAUGGUGAGGGACAUGAGCUCAUUCGGGAUUUCUACAAGCAGGGCGUGCAAAGGGGAGGCCUGAUCAUCGGGGGUAUUCCAGAAAACUCUGAACAUGGACGGGUCUAUGCAGGCAACGUGGCCUGGAUGCACGUGCUUGCAUCCCGAGCCCUGAGGGAGCGCCCGCAGACUGUGGGAGGUGAAGCUUUCUUCUGCUAUGAUGACUCGCCCUAUAAGAGCUACGAGGAUUUCAACAUGGUGCUCCUCUCCGCAUUUAACUUCCGAAGGGUCCGCAUUCCCUUGCUGCUCCUCUGGUUCCUGGCCAUGCUCAAUGACCUGCUCCGCUGGAUACUGAGCCCCGUGUACAACUUCACACCGUUGCUGAACCGUUACACCUUGGCCGUGGCUUGUACCUCCUUCACUGUCUGCACAGACAAAGCCCUGCGUCACUUUCAGUACCGGCCUCUGUACGAAUGGGAUCAGUGUCUUUCCCGCACACAGAAAUGGAUCAACAGUUUCCCUUUGGAUAACCCCAAAGACUCUUAAUGUGACCUCAACUGCCACAACACGCAUCAGAAGCUGCUAGACAUGCAGGACUCCAGAUAUAUGCCUGUAAAGGAGCAACCUGCUAUUAGUUAUUAUUAAUAUAAAUCAAAUGUAAGCAAAUAAUAGUUACUUUGAUGGAAGAACAAUUUAGUUCAGUGUCAUAUCUGUGUAAUAUACACAAUGAAAGCACUUGUUCAGAUGAUGCACAUACGUUAGCAGCCUUGUUAAACAAGUCAUGAUUUAUUGGAUUCCACUGGAUUCAGUUCUUUGGGAUUUGGUUGGUACAAGAAAUCGUUUCUUCUACAGAGACUGUGCUGUUGUAUUUCAAUAAUUACAAUGCAAUUAUGCCAGUUAUGACAAAUGUAAACACAACUUACAGGCAUUCACUACAUGUACAGAAUUUGGACAUGGAUCCGUAAUUUAGAAAUGUAUAUACCAGUGUAUUAUGUUGCAUAAUUUAAAGAAUACUUUUAUAAAAUGUAUUGUGUACAGUUAAUUUUUUGUAAUUUUAAAUAAAGAUUAUCUAAUAU